This is a messenger RNA of Marmota monax (woodchuck), 2895 nucleotides long. It is a transcript of the gene Masp2, whose product is annotated as MBL associated serine protease 2. Gene Ontology annotation, molecular function: serine-type endopeptidase activity; calcium ion binding. The record is from RefSeq and is a predicted model, not a curated record. Bases 62 to 2194 code for a protein of 710 amino acids. The transcript is spliced from 10 exons. Lineage: Eukaryota; Metazoa; Chordata; Mammalia; Rodentia; Sciuridae. Gene Ontology annotation, biological process: proteolysis; complement activation, lectin pathway. Gene Ontology annotation, cellular component: extracellular region.
GGGCAAACAGACCAAAGGUGAGAGGGGCAGGCUGUGGUGCGCAGGCCACCGGAGGCACGCCAUGAGGUGGGUGGGAGCCCCCAGGCCGCCAAGCUGGACGCCGAGCCCCGGCCCAGCCUGGGGGCUGCUGGUCCUCCUGGGCCUGCUGGGUGGGGGUUCAGCAGCCGUCCCCAUGGGCCCCACGUGGCCUGAGCCUGUGUUCGGGCGCCUGACGUCCCCUGGCUUCCCGAGGGAGUAUGGCAACCACCAGGAGUGGCGCUGGGCCCUGAGGGCGCCUCCCGGCUACCGCCUGCGCCUCUACUUCACCCACUUCCACCUGGAGCCCUCCUUCCGCUGCGAGUACGACUUCGUCAAGCUGAGCUCGGGGACCAAGGUGCUGGCCACGCUGUGCGGACAGGAGAGCACGGACACGGAGCAGGCGCCGGGCAAUGACACCUUCUACUCCCUGGGCCCCAGCCUGGACGUCACCUUCUGCUCCGAUUACUCCAACGAGAAGCCUUUCACGGGGUUCGAGGCCUUCUAUGCUGCUGAGGACAUUGAUGAAUGCCGAGAGCCCCCGGGAGAGGAGGCCACCUGUGACCACCACUGCCACAACCAUCUGGGUGGCUUCUAUUGCUCCUGCCGCGCCGGCUACGUCCUCCACCAGGACAAGCGCACCUGCUCAGCCCUGUGCUCAGGCCAGGUCUUGCGCGGCCGAUCUGGGGAGCUGAGCAGCCCCGAGUACCCGGGGCCCUACCCCAAGCUCUCCAGCUGCUCCUACGGCAUCCGCCUGGAGGAGGGCUUCAGCGUCACCCUGGACUUCGUGGAGUCCUUCGACGUGGAGGCCCACCCCGAGGCCCAGUGUCCCUACGACUCCCUCAUGAUUCAGACGGACCAGGAGGAAUAUGGCCCUUUCUGUGGGAAGACAUUGCCCCCCAGAAUUGAGACAGGGAGCAACAACGUGACCAUCCUCUUUGUCACUGACAAGUCAGGGGCCCACACAGGCUGGAAGAUCCACUACACAAGCACAGCGCAGCCGUGUCCUGAUCCGAUGGCACCACCUAAUGGUCACAUUUCACCUGUGCAAACCAAGUACAUCCUCAAAGACAGCAUCUCUGUCUUCUGUGAGACUGGCUAUGAGCUUCUGCAAGGUGCUUUGCCCCUGAAAUCAUUCACUGCAGUCUGUCAGAGAGAUGGAUCUUGGGAUCGACCCAUGCCAGAGUGCAGCUUGGUGGACUGUGGCCCUCCAGAGGAGCUGCCCAAUGGCCGAGUGGAAUACCUCACUGGUCCUGAAGUGACCACCUAUAGAGCUGAGGUUCAGUACCACUGCACAGAGACCUUCUAUACAAUGAAGAGGAAUAAUGGUAAAUAUGUAUGUGAGGCUGAUGGAUUCUGGACGAGCUCCAAAGGAGAAAAAUCACUCCCAGUCUGUGAGCCUGUGUGUGGACUAUCAGCCCGGACUACAAGAGGUCGUAUAUAUGGAGGGCAAAGGGCACAGCCUGGUGAUUUCCCCUGGCAAGUCCUGUUACUAGGUCAAACUACAGCAGCAGGUGCACUUUUAUAUGACAACUGGAUUCUAACAGCUGCUCACGCCAUAUAUGGGCAAAAAGAAGAGGUAUCUUCCCUGGACAUUCGAAUGGGCAUCCUGAAUAGACUAUCGCAUAACUACACAAAAGCCUGGGCUGAGGCUGUUUUUAUACAUGAAGGUUACACUCAUGAGGCUGGUUUCGACAAUGACAUAGCACUGAUUAAAUUGAAGAACAAAGUUGUAAUCAAUAGCAACAUCAUGCCUAUUUGUCUGCCAGGAAAAGAAGCUGAAUUUUUGAUAAGGACAAAUGACAUUGGAACAGCAUCUGGUUGGGGAUUAACCCAAAGGGGUUUUCUUGCUAGAAAUCUAAUGUUUGUCGACAUACCAAUUGCUGACCAUCAAAAAUGUACUGCUGCCUAUGAAAAGCAGUAUCCAGGGGGAAGGGUAACUGAUAACAUGCUUUGUGCUGGCUUAGAAACUGGAGGCAAGGAUAGCUGCAGAGGUGACAGUGGAGGGGCACUAGUAUUUCUAGACAACAAGACAGAGACUUGGUUUGUAGGGGGAUUAGUGUCUUGGGGUUCUGUUAAUUGUGGGGAAGCAGGUCAGUAUGGGGUGUACACGAAAGUCAUUAACUAUAUUCCCUGGAUUGAGAACAUAAUUAAUAAUUUGCAUGUGUUCAAUCAGUAAAUGAGUCAUUUUUAGAACCUUGUAAAAGAUCUUAGCAGUAAUGUGACAUAGCAGCUACCGCCCCCCCGCCACCACACACACAAAAUAACCCAAACUCCAGGUGACACUGUUACAGGUACUAAUCCAUUUAAUAGUAUAAUGCCACCCUUACUUGUUGAUUGAAGGGGACAUAAACCAUCACAGUAUUACAAUGACAUUCACCUUCACCACCCCAAUAUAACUCACUGCUUAAGAUGCAUUUACUUACAAAGCCCACCUUUUCAUACUAGUUGUUUGCAUUUCUGCAAAUUGCUUGUCUAUUUUCCACUUGUUCUUACUGAUCUCAAAGAGUGCUUUAUAUAUUAUAGGACUAUGGGUUUUAGGGGAGCAACUUUGAAAAAUCAUUUUUCCCCCAGGUAGAUAAGAUGUUCCUAGCAAUUGGAAAUAACCUAAAUAAUGUUCAACUUCAGAAUACUGUCUAAAUAAAAUCUGGUAUUUCCACAAAAUGAAAUGUACUAGAAACAAGUGGUCAUAUUAUAGAUAAAUCUGAAGUUUUUUUUUUUUUUUCCCCCUUUUCCUUAACUGAACACAAAAUUUUCGGGCACAGGUAAGCUUAACAAUAGACAAAUUCUACCAUAGCUGAGUAGACAGUUCUAUUAUUCAAUUCAGAGAUACUCUCCUGUGUGUAAUAAUAAAAAUUCUAAUUAUCAGAUGCAACUGAA